UGAACGCCCCAGUCAGAGAUGCGUUUGUGUCAUCGCUGGCAUGUUCACUCUAGCGCACUUGUUCCGCGGAUGUUGAGGAAGUCGUGGCACUUGGAUGAUAUCAUCCGCUCUUGAUGUAGUACCGAGAGAAAACGAGUCAAAUGCCGCGCUGCUAUGGACGCGUUCGGAGUAUCGCACGCGGAUCCGCUCGAUGACUAUGAGCUGAUACACCGCAUAGGCAGCGGGACAUAUGGAGAUGUGUUUAAGGCCCGUAGCAUUAAGACCUCAGUCAUCGCAGCUAUUAAAGUGGUCAAACUGGACCCUGGUGAUGACAUCUCAAGCAUUCAACAUGAAAUAACUAUGAUGAAGGAUUGCACUCAUAAAAACAUUGUGGCCUAUUUCGGCAGCUACCUCAGAAAUAACAAGUUAUGGAUCUGCAUGGAAUUCUGUGGAGGAGGAUCAUUGCAGGAUAUUUAUCAUGUCACUGGUCCUCUGAAAGAGAGACAGAUAGCUUAUGUGAGCAGAGAGACGCUUCAGGGACUACAUCAUCUCCAUGAAGCGGGAAAAAUGCAUAGAGACGUAAAAGGUGCUAACAUCCUUUUGACAGAGCGAGGAGAUGUCAAACUAGCGGAUUUUGGAGUGGCAGCUGAGAUCAACGCAUCUGUUGCUAAGAGAAAGUCCUUUAUCGGGACACCAUACUGGAUGGCCCCAGAGGUUGCGGCAGUGGAAAGGAAAGGGGGUUAUAACCAGCUGUGUGACAUCUGGGCAGUGGGUAUCACAGCUAUUGAACUAGCAGAGCUGCAGCCGCCUAUGUUUGACCUACACCCCAUGAGAGCUUUGAUGCUGAUGUCCAAGAGCAGUUUUCAGCCUCCCAAACUCAAAGACAAGAACAAAUGGUCCACAGAAUUUCACAACUUCAUCAAAAUGGCGCUUACGAAGAGCCCUCGGAAAAGGCCGACAGCAGAAAAACUCUUACAGCAUGCUUUUGUCACGCAGCUCCUCACGCGUAACCUUGUUAUAGAGCUGCUGGAUGCCAUCAAUAACCCUGAUCUGCAACAGACACACACUAUGGAUGAGAGUGACCUGGAGACGUGCAGUGUCCUACCUGAUAAGAUUCAUUCCCUAGCGAAACUUCCCAUUCAGAGAACUCAGUCUGAAGAGCAAUGUGAGUCAAGAGAAGUUUCUAAUAAUGGGGCGUAUGAUGGCUGGAGCGCUAUCAGUGAAGACAAGGACUCACCGAGUUUGUUAGAGUGUGUGGAAGAGGCCUUGAUGGAAAGGAGUUUGACUAUAAAGAGAGGCUCUUCAGCUGAGCACUCACUGGAUGAAGAGGAUAAAUAUGGGACUGUGAAGAAAGUGGUCUCUUCUCCCCAAUCAACAACGGUCACCAAUCAAUUUGUCUCCUCGCCUCUUAUUGGCUCUGCGCCUCUGAAGGGCCCCCCCUCCGACACUAACCCUGCCCUACUCAAUGAAUCCGCUUUGCUGAUUGGUUCAACACUGUCUGACCUGUCACUCCUCACAAACUCUUCCCUCUUCACAGACUCCUCCUUCCUCAGUCAUUCCACCAGUCUAGGUUCCCUUUGCUCAACACCAACUGAAGGUUUGAUAGCAGAGAGCUCUGUUGCUCCAGACCCAGGAAGAACCAGGAGUAAUUUCCCGCCACAUGACCCCCCCCUCUCCCCAGAAUGGAGUACUCUCAGAAGGAAACCAGACAACUCGAAGGUUGUCCAUGGACUGCCACCUACACCACAAGUACAUAUGGGGGCCUGCUUCUCUAAAGUAUUCAAUGGCUGUCCGUUAAAGACUCAAUGUGCUGUUACAUGGGUUCUACCAAAGACCAGAGAUCAAUACCUUAUGCUGGGUGCUGAGGAGGGCAUCUACACUCUCAACCUCAAUGAGCUCCAUGAGGACACCAUUGAAAAGUUGCUUUCUCAGAAAUGCAGUUGGUUGUACGUGAUGAACAAUGUCCUUAUGUCCGUCUCAGGAAAGUCAUCACAGUUGAUUUCUCAUAGUCUGCCAGCACUUUUUGAGUACCGCAGGAAUAUGCAGCGUAGACAGGGGCAUCUCGCGAUUAAUGCACACCGCUUGAGCACAAAGAUAAAUGCAAGGAAGUACGCCAUGUCAGUAAAGAUCCCAGACACGAAGGGCUGUAGAAGAUGCAGUGUGGUUCGAAACCCCUACACUGACAGCGUUUUCCUUUGUGCUGCUGUUCCCACUGGUUUGGUUCUUCUAAUGUGGUAUGAACCUCUGCAGAAGUUCAUGCAGCUCAAGCACAUUGCUCUGAAUCUGCCAGAGUCUCUGCCCAUCUUUGAGCUGCUCGUAAAUGAAACAGAAGAGCUACCACAGGUCUGUGUGGGGGUGAGAAGCCGUCCAUGCCAAAAAGACAACACUGGACAGAUGCACUUUGACAUCAUCCACCUGGAUGACAUGCCGCAAAGUCUGCCAGAUGGGGAGUCUCAGGAGGUCAAGCAAGUGAUUCAGCUUGACAAGGACACCGUUCUCAUUGCACUGAAAAACACAGUGAAGGUUGUGACUCUACAGGGAUGUGUGAGCCAUCAGAAGACUUCUGAACUUGCAUUUGAGUUUCCCAUUCAGACGCUGGUGUGUCUACAGGACAGUGUCCUUGCCUUCUGGAAGCACGGUCUGAAAGGAAGGAGUUUACAAACUAAUGAGGUUACCCAGGAGAUCACAGACAGAAGUCGGGUUUUUCAGGUUUUGGGAACAACUAGGGAUAUUAUCUUGCAAAGUACUCCUACGGAUGAUCUGUCUGCCAUGAGCAACUUGUACAUCCUCACGGGGCAUGAAAGCAGCUACUGAUGGGCCUGAGACGCUGAGAAUCUUCAGCGAUAGCUGGAAACACUACAGAGGUUGAUGAAAGGGCUUCCCUGCUGAAAGGGUAGAGAGUCAUCAGGCCCAAAAAGCUCCAGGAACAGAGGAAAGUAUGAUGGAGUCACGUACACACAGUUCUCCAGAGCCUUUGAGGACAGGAGGCGGAACUGGAGCUGAUUUGGAGGAGGGAAGGUGACCUGUGGACUUGCAUUAGACCUACUAGGUUUGAAAUAACUUGUUAUGGGUCAGUGACUAAACAAAUGAGGUGUUCUAUUUAAUACUAGACAGUCUGUUGUAUUUCUUGUUUUGAGAAAUAGAUCUACAUGUUUUAGUGCAGUCGUUCAAAAAUGAUCUUCCAUUGGCCAGUAAAUUAGUUGAUAAUUUUGUAAACCAUUGUACUGUAAACCCCACAAAAACCCAAAACUGUGAAAUAAAUAAAUGUAAAUGACAAGGAUCAUUUGAUGAAUAGUAUAUUACUGCCCGGUUUU
This is a messenger RNA of Sinocyclocheilus grahami, 3293 nucleotides long. RefSeq names its product mitogen-activated protein kinase kinase kinase kinase 2-like. The transcript has 32 exons. The coding region runs from base 154 to 2793 and encodes 879 amino acids. The record is from RefSeq and is a predicted model, not a curated record. Gene Ontology annotation, molecular function: ATP binding; MAP kinase kinase kinase kinase activity. Lineage: Eukaryota; Metazoa; Chordata; Actinopteri; Cypriniformes; Cyprinidae. Gene Ontology annotation, cellular component: cytoplasm. Gene Ontology annotation, biological process: intracellular signal transduction; protein phosphorylation.